Molecule: messenger RNA, 312 nt
Organism: Alternaria postmessia
Lineage: Eukaryota; Fungi; Ascomycota; Dothideomycetes; Pleosporales; Pleosporaceae
Exons: 2
Coding region: 1-312 (103 amino acids)
Source: RefSeq, a predicted model, not a curated record
AUGGUUGGCCAGUAUUCCAAACACAAGACCUCAGCCUUACCAGCACUUGAAUUUCAAAAUCUUAUACGCUACUCCAUCGCCUCAGAUGGCGCCUGGACAAUCACAGACGCUACGUACAACGAUUAUUUUCGUCCAAGCUGGGAAGACGUUUGGGCGGGAAGGACAGUUGACAUUGGUCCUGGAGAUAUCAAUGGCAAGACUACAGAUGAGGAUCUGUUUAUGAGGGAUCUUUUGGCUUUGCAGGCUGCGCACCACAUCUUGUCGCGCAAGUUCUGGGACGACAAGACAUUCAUCUACUCGGCCGUGUUUUAG